UGAACCACGUCCAAGAAGACCACAUCCCUUUUUUGCUUCUCAAGUCCAGUUCGUUUGUUCAAAUCCCCAAAUCCCACCCCGAGCGUUUGGGGGUCUAGGCUAUAUAAACUCCCUCAGUCAGUAAAAAAAAUUAAACGAAAGUGGUGACGGAACGAGAAGAGCCAUGGCAUCUUUGGGGCUGCAGAUUUUAGGAGUUGCCCUGUCCUCUGUUGGGUUGCUUGGGUGUAUCAUGACCUGCGUCCUUCCAAUGUGGAGGGUUACAGCUUUCAUCGGCAACAACAUCGUGACGGCGCAGAUCAUUUGGGAGGGACUGUGGAUGUCCUGUGUGGUUCAGAGCACGGGACACAUGCAGUGCAAAGUGUACGAUUCAUUACUCGCCCUGUCCUCGGACCUGCAAGCCGCGCGCGCUUUGCUCGUCCUCUCCAUCGUGCUCUCUGUCUUCGGCAUUCUCCUGGCGGUCGUAGGAGGCAAGUGCACCACCUGCAUCGAGAACAAAACCACCAAGGCAAGAGUUGUCAUAUCUGCAGGUGUGUUUUUCCUCAUCAGUGGACUGCUGUGUCUCACACCCGUCUGCUGGUCGGCGCACACCAUCAUCCGGGACUUCUACAACCCGCUCUUGAUGGACGCGCAGAGACGGGAGCUCGGGGCGUCGCUCUACACGGGCUGGGGCGCCGCGGGGCUGCUGCUCACCGGCGGAGCGAUACUGUGCUGCCAGUGCCCUCAGAAAGACCAACGAGCAUUCGCCCCCAAAUACCCAGCACCGAAAUCAAACGCCUCGGAAAAAGAAUAUGUAUGAAGAACAUUUCAAACUUUUGUCUAAGUUUGCUUUUCAUUUGUAUUAUAGACAAGUUCUCUGUAAUUAACAAAAAUGUCAAAUUUUUGACAGUAUGGACUAUUAAUCCAGUGGUUUAAAUAUAACCUAAUACAUGAUUAGACAGUUUUAAUAUUAAACCUUUUUUGUUGUUGUUGUAAAAAUAGGCCUAAUUCAUAAAAGUAAAAAUAAUGAAUGAUAAUGCUGUAUUCAAUAAUUGUCAAGUCACGUUAAUUUAUGUUGCUGUUGGAAUGCAGUAUUAAUAUUACAAAUGCAGUAUUAUUAAAACAAAAAUGACGUAUUACCACCUUAGAUGAUUAACAAGUUUUCAGUUUCUGCCAUUUUGAUCAUUUAUGGGUGGGGAACAGAACUAUACAUGAUUGUCCAGAGAUUGUAUUUUU
Sinocyclocheilus anshuiensis is the source of this 1212-nucleotide messenger RNA. Its product is annotated as claudin-like protein ZF-A89. Gene Ontology annotation, cellular component: bicellular tight junction; membrane. Bases 164 to 796 code for a protein of 210 amino acids. Gene Ontology annotation, molecular function: structural molecule activity. The record is from RefSeq and is a predicted model, not a curated record. The transcript has a single exon. NCBI's taxonomy places the organism in Eukaryota, Metazoa, Chordata, Actinopteri, Cypriniformes, Cyprinidae.